Trichoderma breve is the source of this 390-nucleotide messenger RNA. Its product is annotated as bolA-like protein domain-containing protein. Bases 1 to 390 code for a protein of 129 amino acids. NCBI's taxonomy places the organism in Eukaryota, Fungi, Ascomycota, Sordariomycetes, Hypocreales, Hypocreaceae. The record is from RefSeq and is a predicted model, not a curated record. Gene Ontology annotation, cellular component: nucleus; cytosol. Gene Ontology annotation, biological process: intracellular iron ion homeostasis. The transcript has 3 exons. Gene Ontology annotation, molecular function: 2 iron, 2 sulfur cluster binding.
AUGGCCUCAAUAACAGAAGCCUCCCUCCGCGAGGCCAUCACCCAGCGCCUCGGCGCAAUCCACGUCGAAGUCACCGACAUGUCCGGUGGUUGCGGGCAAGCAUUUACCUCUCUGAUCGUCUCCCCUCAGUUCCAGGACCUCAAGUCCCUUAAGCGGCACCGCCUCGUCAACACAGCGCUCAAGGACGAAAUCGCCGCCAUCCACGCUUGGACGGCGAAGUGCCAGACGCCGCAGGAGUGGGAGAAGGAGAAGGAUACUGCUGCGCCGUCGCUGGAUGUUCAAUAUACCAAGGGGAAUAUCGAGGAUGUCGCGGGAAUCGACCUGGCUGUGGAAACGAAGAUGUGCGCCGAGAUAUACAUCAUCGAGCAAGACGACGCCAAGGGAAGAUGA